This is a messenger RNA of Brassicogethes aeneus, 5309 nucleotides long. Lineage: Eukaryota; Metazoa; Arthropoda; Insecta; Coleoptera; Nitidulidae. The record is from the annotation of a GenBank genome assembly.
GUUUAUUUUCACCCUUAAAAUUUCAAUACGGGGCUGUCAAUUUUGGCGUUUAAUCUGUCAAAUAUCAGCCCCGUGAUGAGGUUUUUUAAAGUUUUAAUGAAGAUAAGUUAGAUUUUAGUGAUUUUAGCACAAUUAAAGUUCAAAAAUGAAUAUUGUUUGUGAGGAAAUCUUUGAUGAGACCAGUCACCCCUCUAUUGAAGAAAUUAAAGAUUAUGCUACAAAAUUGGGUAUAGAUCCUGAUUCAGAGCCUCAAUUGCUGCCUUUAGCUGCAGAAGGUCUUAUGAAAGCUUUACCACCUGGGUGGAAACCAUGCUACGACGACAAGAAGAAAUCCUACUACUACUACAACAACUUAACCAAAAAAUCGCAAUGGGAGCACCCGCUGGACGAUAUUUAUCGGGGUUUGGUGAAAAAAGCGCGCGCCGAAAGUCAGAGUUUAAGUCUGGGCGAGCCGACAGAAGACGCCACUUACGGGCGGGACGAACUGCCGAGCUACGAGGAACCCGUGAAUUUUGCCGCGUUGAAAUUCGAUAGGAAAAAAGAUGUAAAGUUGAGCCCGAUUAAGGUCAAGUCGCCACUGGAUAGUCCGAAAAAGUUGUUUACCAAGCAGAAAUCGGAGGAUUUAAUUAAUUUGGGGAAUAUUGAUGUUGAUGAGAUGGUUUCUGUGUUCAGUAAACACCCGAGAAGCAUCGAGAAGCCUGAGUUGAAAGUUAUAGGGGGUGGGUUGAGUUUCUUGAAGUCCAAGAAAAAGGAUGAUAGUAAAAAUGAUGAUACGCCGAAAAGUAUACUUAGAGAUAGGAUAGAACACUCUAAAAGUGUUGAAUUUGACAAGAUUUCGCUACUAGAUAAAUCUGAAAACGACGAGGACAAAAAAAGCGUACGUUUCAAUCUGGAAAGUACCGAUAACGCACUCACUUUUUCCGAUAAAAGUUUUAGCGAUGAAGACUUGAAAAACGAUAUAAUAAACGUUAAAUUAACCCCCUCCAAAUCCCGAUUUACUGUACGACCAGUACUUGAACCCACACUGAAAUUAAUAAAACCAAACCCUUCAGAUUUCAUCAAACCAAAACUUACAAUAAGCAAAAAUUCUGACUCUGAAGAAGAUUCGUUCAUCAAAAACCUUGAAAAACAAGGUAAGCACAAUCCAGAAGCAUUUUUUGAAGAAACCUCACCAGAUUCCCCAUCAGAAGAAAACAUGAAGUUCAAAUCCCGCAAACUGGAAGAAAAGGCGGAAAAGAAAGUCAAUCUCCUUAAACAAAGCAUCUGGGAGGAGAAAAAUGAGGAAAUAGUCAAGUUUAGAUGCAACCUAAAAGAAUCACAUAAUGCAGAGUUAGAAAGAAUACUAAUAAACGAAAAAACAGUACAAGAAGACAAAAUCAAAGCUGAAUUAGAAAACCUAAGGAAAGAAAUGGAAUCUAGAUCUGUAGGUACUCUGAAAUCAGAACGUUCUAAAAUGGAAAACCAUCUAGAAAACAUAAAAAAAGACAUUGAAAACAAACUUAAAAUUGAAGAGGAAUCAUUGAAAAAACAUUUUGAUACUAAAAAAGAAGAACUAGAAAAGUACUAUGAAGAAAAACUAGCAGACGUGGAGAAAGAAUUAGCAGAAAAAGUGGAAACAAAUCGCGAUGAAUUACUCCUAUCCCACAACUCUAUUAUAGAGCAGCUAAAGCAAAAUCACUCCAUUAUAAUAGAUGAAUUAAAAAGGGAAUUUCAACAAGAGGAAAAACACCUACGAAAAGAACACCAACUCCACAUGUCCGAAAUCAAGAACAAAAACGGAGACAAGGAUGCGGACACCACAUACGAGAAAUUGCGCUGCGAAAAACGCUUACUGGAAGAUAAAUACCGUUGCCUAAAAGAAAAAUACUUGCGUCUUAAGACAGAAGUUAAAAUAUCUAUAGAAAAACGCCACAAAAAGAAAGAAAGCACUACCACUAACACCACUGGCUCAGAAACUGAACAGAGUCAUUCCAACAAUAAGGAAAGGUCUCCUUUAAACUCCCCAAAAAAAAUUUCUGACAAACCUCCUACUCCGAAAUCUCAAGGCUUAAAAGAACAACGAAAUAAACCUCAUCUACAGGAUAUCGACACCUCGAUUAGUGAUCAUUAUCAAAGCGAAGAAAUCAACAAAAACGAGCCGGCAAACGAAUAUGAUUCGUCCGACACCAGCAUGAAUAACCCCGGUAGAAAUCGGAAAAGGGUUUUUUUUAGGCAAAAAAGUAACUCUGCGUCUAGAGUGAACGGUAAUAAGAAUAAAAAACCGCCGAGGGCGUGUUCUCCAGUGGAGAAUUUGAGGAGGCAACUGCAGAAAUUGGAGGAUUUGGAAGAUCAGUUUCCUCAAAAUCCACAAAGUGAUACAUAUCACUUGAGGUAUCCAUUUACUGAUGAUAAGAAGUUUGAGGGCAGUUCGGAGUUGGAGUUUUUUAGACACAGGAUACAUUUGGAAAGAGAUUCUAUUAAAAGAGCAAAGGAGAGUUUGAGAAGUCAAAAAACAGUGUUUCAACAAAGACAGAAAGAUUUAAAAUUGAAGCAUGGCUCAAUGGCUAGACAUACACUGCAGCAACUGUGCCAGGAAGAAAAGGAGAUAACUGACAUGGAGGUCUCUCUGCACCGCACCAGAAGCCUCCUAGGCGAAAAAGUGAUCCGACUGCGCCAUUUGGAGCAAUCACUUCAGAGAGCCAACUUCACAAAAGAACAAAAACUAGACGACGCAACAUUAAGCGAUAUUUCAUCACAUAGCGCGAGUUCAGGGAUUAGCUCAACUGAAUUCGCGACCGCCGACGCAAAUUACGGAAAAAGCAUCAUAAAAGCCGAACACUUUCAAGAGAGUUCGGAAAUAAUUCAGAGUUUGGAGAACUUGAAUUCGGAGAUAAGGGAGAUAUGGGAUGUUUUGAAAACUCAGCAACAACAUUCGAGUUUGGCUUCUGUCAUACCGCCUUUCGUCUAUCCAGACCUCGGUUGGCCGAUUUUGGCGGGCGCCGCCAACGUUAUGGCUGCGGCGGCCGCCUCGUCGGCGCCGCCGUCAAUACCGACGUUGGCCGACAGGUUGCAUAACUACCGGCAACAGGUGGCGCUCGCGAACGCUCAAGGUACAGUGGUUACGCAUGCGCACCAAGGCGCCACCACGACCUUGGUGGAAAGAACUAAAAACUUGAGGCACUGGUUGAGACAAAACGGCGCCGGGGACGUGGUUAAUGAAGGUAACAAUCUGCAGGCAAAUUUGUAAGAGUUUUUGGAAAAAUCAUAGUAAAAACUAGUCUAGUUAUUAUAGUAGGUAAUUAACAAAAUAAUAGCUAGAUUUAGUUGGUUUCAUAUUCUAUUUUACAGCCCCCUAAAUGUAGAUUAAAGUCCCUAUUUUAUAGCAUAACAUAAAACUUUAAAAUAAUACAUGUACUCAAUUUUUUAAUUGACAUUAUUAAAAGACUAAAUGCUUAAAAAAUGCCAAAGAAAUAAUAUUUAUUAAAAAAAAGUAUACCUCAUUUGCUUUAAACAAGCCAAAAAUUAAUCCAUAAGACUUAUAAACUAAUAAAGCCUUAUUUAAAUAUUCAAAUGGGGUGGUCAAUUUUUUAAGUACAUGUUAAGAAAAUAUCCACCCCAUUCCUAUGGUUAUACCUUUUUAAAUUUCCGAUUAAUUGUGAUAGAUUUUAUUAAUUUGCAUGGGUUGAGUUUUUGAGUCAGCUUAAAAGUGUAGACUCAAAAAAAUUGACCAUUGUAAUUGAGCAAUAUUUAAGAAUAAUUCUCUUGCUCACCAAUUAUUCCUUAAUUAUUUGACUGAGUGUAAUCUAUUUGUGAUGUUUUAUCUAUGAAAAAUUAAACAAAUUGCAAGAAACAAUUUUCUGGAUGACCUAUUUUGCUGUAGGUUUUAUCGCGCAAAAAUAUGAUCUUGCUGUUGUUUUUAAAUAUAUAAUUAAAAAUAAAUGUUUUAUUGCACAAUCUUUUAAGUGAGAUUGAGAAUAAGUAGAACUCUAUGAGCACAAAAUAAUAAGUUAAUCAAACUUUCUUCAUAAGUGAUAAAUAUUUUAUUGAAAUAGUACAAGAAAUUAUAGUGCCAAUGUUUAUUAAAUUCUAGUCUUCUAAUUUCUAGUCUAUUUUGCACAGAUUAUAAUGAAUGUACUAAUAAAUAAAACUCGUAAAGUAUAUUAAUUUUUUUUUAUUUUAUACAUAACCUUACAAAACAAGUACUCCAGCUUUCAACGCUUUACGUUCUUUAGCGUUCACUUGCGCGGCGAUUCUGUCCAAGUCUCUUCUGCCUUGUUGCGUCAAUUUUCUGCCACCAUCGGCGGAUUUCUCGAUCAAAUUCAAGGCUUCCAAGCUUUGCAAUGCUUUGCGGCCGAUGUUACCGGCGGAACGGCAAAAGUGAGAGGGUUUGGUUCCAUUACGUUUGCGGGUACCAAAUAUUUUGGUCACUGAGCCUACACCGACUGGGGAACGGAUGUAGAUGUGUCUUACUACUGCAGCGCAUCUUACAUAGUACCAGUCAGGGUCAUAGGGAGCCAAUUCCUUGGCGCGGGAAGUUUUAACAAGAUCUACCCAUUCUGGUACGCGAAGUUUGCCAGUUUUUUAAAAACUGGGCAAAAGCCUUCACAAAUUUGUGUUGGUCAACGUCCUUCAAAGUAACUGAGGGCAUUUUCUGCAAAAAAACACUCAAAUUAUUAUCUUAAAAUACAAUAAACACAUGUGUUGUAAUGGCCACCAUGCCUUUUUAUUUUAUAACUUAAAUUACAGAAUAUUAAAUCGUUAAACUGGUGUUACUUGUUAAUUUGUACAUUGAGAAUAGUUUUAAUUGUAUUAUUUGAAUAAAUACCUGUGUGGUUUUACUUUAAAUUAGUCAAAAAAUAAAUAGAAACUACACUGACCUGUCUAUUGUCACUCGCAGACAAGCGGAAAAGGAAAUCGGCAUUAGCAGGUAAGGCAGUUUACUGCUUUAUUUGUGGCGCGAAAUUUGAAUUUUUAAGUUUUUUGACGAUUUCUUGUACCUAUUUGUAUGGUGUUUUGGUGUGUAAUAAGGGUUUUUGGUCAAAUAUAUAAAUAAAAUUAAUGGAUUAAGAGAAAAUUUCGCUUUUAUUAUCGGUAUUUUCUACAGUUAAAUCUGUUUUUUCAGUAUCCCUUCUUUUCUUAUUUUUUGAUUUGUUCUUUUUACGUUUUUUUACCAAUUUGGCCUCCUCUUCAUCUGGAUCUAAACCAUCAAGGAUCCAUUGUUUUCUCUUAUUAAUCAUUUUUUUCUCAUAAAAAUCUGUUUCAUCUAAUUUUAUGUAAGCUUCACUCUUUGUUACUGAAACUUGGGUAAAUAUUUUACCCACUUCACUGUC